Hirsutella rhossiliensis is the source of this 2781-nucleotide messenger RNA. Its product is annotated as eukaryotic membrane protein. The transcript is spliced from 4 exons. Gene Ontology annotation, cellular component: endoplasmic reticulum membrane. The record is from RefSeq and is a predicted model, not a curated record. NCBI's taxonomy places the organism in Eukaryota, Fungi, Ascomycota, Sordariomycetes, Hypocreales, Ophiocordycipitaceae. The coding region runs from base 1 to 2781 and encodes 926 amino acids. Gene Ontology annotation, biological process: maintenance of protein localization in endoplasmic reticulum.
AUGGCAGCAUCCGCCGAUCCCAUCAAGCCUCGCCGCUCCCUAGCUGCUGCUGCCGGCGUCACCAAUGGAGGAGCCCUCGUCUCGGACUCGACACCCUCGGCCAACGGCGCCAUGUUGAGCGAGCCUCUGCCCCCGCGGAGCGCCUCGUGCGAGGCUGACAACCCGACUGCGAGAGGACGCUCCCAGUCCCCGGCCUUGCCCGGCCGGCGCGGCGACGAGGGGGCGGGGAGCCGAGGCUCUGGCUCCGAGUCGCACUCGGCCAAGCGUCGGAGCGGCAGCGGCACCGUCACAAAAGCGCUGAGCAACGACAACGUCGCCCGGCUGUCUGCUGCAGAGGUCCGGCGACUGACGAGCGCUCCCGAGUCACUGCCCGUCGCCCCCGCUCCCCAGCGCCACCCCAUUGCCUAUGACCUCGUCUCGCGGACCCCCGAGCAGCUCCAGGCCAUCCGCCAUCGUCUGCUUCAACCGCAUCACAAGCAGCAUUCCGUCAACCCCCGAGCCGACGACUUCGGGGCAACAGGCUCCUGGCCGAUCGACGACCCGGGAUACCGGCCGCAGUCACCCAGAACCGUGUCCACGCCCCCGACGCCCCGAGUCCCCGCCGUCGAUGACUUGAAUGGCGCAUCCGCCCUGCGACGAUUCUCCUUCGGCCCCGCCGCCCGCCGACCUCCUCCCCUGGAUAUAGGCAGCAAUGAAUUCGCCAACGGUCUUGCGUCUUCGCCUGCGGUGCAAACGGCCAACGCCCAGCAGCAGCAGUCUCCGGCUGCCCCUGGCAGUCCCGGCCCGCGGCUGCCCUCACCUGCCCCGAGCAUGAUCCCGCUUCCGCCCAUGUCCCUGCCGACGCACCUACAACUCGAAUUGGCUGCACAGCGACCGAGCCCCCUCUACAUCCAUCACUCCUACACAGACGACAUGCCCUACGAGUCAAAUGCCGUCAAGCUCGAGCGACUCAAAAACGUCUUGCUCCUCGCCCCCUAUCUCGAGCGAACGCUAUACUUUGGCGCCCUUGCUUGUCUGGAUGCAUGGCUCCAUACCUUCACCAUUCUACCCAUCCGCUUCAUCCUGGCCCUGGCGGUCCUGGUCAAGUGGUGGGGAUACGUCAUUGGAAAAGAGGCCGAGUGGCUUGUCGGCUUCGUGUGGCCCAGCGAUGCCUCGGACAGAGAGCGGUCGCGAAGCAGGAUGAGUGGCGCCGAGUCGUCGACUGAUGCCGGCCCGACCUACUCAUUUCGUCUCCGCGGGCGCCAACGGGCCGAGUCGCACGUGGACAGCACUGAUGAAGAACGAACCAAGUCGCUGCCGUCGAGUCUGUCGGCCUUUCACAAGGCAGACUUGCUGCAGGGGGCAGUCAUCAUCUGCAGCUCACUGGCUCUGAUGACGCUGGAUGCCAGUCGCAUGUAUCAUUUCGUCCGCGCGCAGUCAGCCAUCAAGCUCUACGUCAUAUUCAACAUUCUUGAGGUUGGUGACCGGCUCCUGUCGGCCCUCGGCCAAGAUAUCCUCGAGUGCCUCUUCAGCGCCGAGACGCUGUCGCGCAACUCGUCUGGACGGUCAAAGAUCUUCCUGCCACUGACCAUGUUCCUGCUCGCCCUCGUCUACAACUGCCUGCACUCUAUUGCCCUUUACUACCAGGUCAUCACGCUCAACGUGGCAGUCAACUCGUACUCCAACGCCCUCCUCACCCUGCUUCUCUCCAACCAGUUUGUCGAAAUCAAGAGCACCGUUUUCAAGCGCUUUGAGCGAGACAGCCUGUUCCAGCUCACGUGUGCCGACAUUGUGGAGCGAUUCCAGCUCUGGGUCAUGCUGCUCAUCAUCGGCAUGCGCAACGUCGUCGAGGUCGGCGGCCUCUCCGUGCCCGGCGCGGGUGUCGACUCGGCCUACGAAGACGGCUCUGGCCCGGGGCCGCUCCAUCCGCCGUCCAUACUGCCACACAGCUUUACCGUGUUGCCGUCGUGGCUCAUGUCCGGCGAGGUCCUGUCGCCGUUUCUGAUUGUGGUGGGGAGUGAGAUGCUGGUCGACACCAUCAAGCAUGCGUACGUGACAAAGUUUAACAACAUCAAGCCUGCCUUUUACAGCAGAACGCUCGACAUCCUGUGCAAGGACUACUACGCAAAUGCAUUCACCACUCCGGCCUUGACGCGGCGCCUGGGGCUGGCCGUGAUUCCCCUGUCGUGUCUCUUCAUCCGCGCAUCCGUUCAGACGUACCACAUGUUUCUGUCCACCAAGAUCCCGAUGCCGAUGCCGCAGUCGACGCAGACGUCGCUGAGCGAGGAGUCUGCAACGCCUUCAUCGCCCGCCAUGAUUGCCGCGCUGAGCCGCUUCGACGCCCUCAUCCGAGACUCGCUCGGCCGCGCUACGUACGGCUACCCGUACGGCUCGCCGCUCAACUCGCGCCCCUGGUACUCGUGGACCUCGGACGACCUCAUCGCCGCGCUGACCAUGGUCGUCGUCUUCUUCAUGGCCUUUCUCGUGCUUCUCAUCGUCAAGCUCAUCCUCGGCAUGGUCCUGCUGCAGUACGCGCGCAACCGCUACGCCAAGAUGAAGCAAAAGGACAGCAUGAUAGCGCUCGGCCAGGCGGAGCGCGAGACAUACGAGACGCGCGGUCGGCGAGUCGGCUGCCGGCCCGAGGUGGAGAUUGGCGAGGACCGGCAGCGCUGGAUAAACGCCGACGCGUCAGAGGGCCUGCCGGGCGCCAAGAGGGCCGGCGAGGACAAUAAGAAGAUAAAGACGUCGGGCGACUACCAGGGCGUUUUCCGCUACGAGAUGGUGGCCAAGCGCAUCUGGUGA